UGCUUGACGUGUUGUGUUGAUUUGGUGUUGAUAUUUGACCGGGUAGGGUAAAAAAAACAAAAAAUAAUUCAACAGCUAAAUUCUCGUUGUAAUAUAUCGUAAUUGCUGGGCAUUGCAACUAACACUAAAUCAAAAAUGCCUAAAGCUGGAAAUGAAGGAGACAUUUUAUUAAAGGAAAAAUAUGUUUCUUCAUCAAAAGAGAGACUUUACAUCAAGCCACCUGAGCAGCAAAAUAUUGUUGUACUAGAAGAGAGGCGCUUCAGAGACAUAACUAACUGGUUUACACAAAUAUUUCUACCUCAGGGCUAUCCAGAUAGUGUUAGCAAAGAUUACUCACCUUACCAAGUGUGGGACACAGCUCAAGCCUUCUGUAGUACAAUUGCAGGCAUCCUUGCAACCCAGGAGGUACUUCGAGGAGUAGGGGUGGGAGACACAAAUGCUACCCCUCUCGCAGCUACUGUUACAUGGGUCCUGAAGGAUGGCUGUGGACAUGUUGGGAGAAUUGUAUUUGCUUUCAGCCAUGGAACUUACCUAGAUGCAUACAGUAAAAAAUGGAGACUUUAUGCUGACACGCUCAAUGACGCAGCAAUGUGCAUAGAAAUAGCUUUGCCACUCUUCCGGAACUACACUACGUUUGCAUUAUGCGUCAGUACUGUCAUGAAGGCUAUUGUUGGUGUUGCAGGUGGUGCUACUCGUGUGGCGAUGACCCAGCACCACGCGAUAAGAGGCAACAUGGCUGAUGUGUCGGCGAAGGACUCUGCCCAAGAAACUGCGGUCAAUCUGAUUGCUUCGCUCAUAGCACUGUCAUUUAUUACUGUAUUUGGAAACAACAUCUUAGUAUUUAUAAUGACGAUAAUUCUUCAUAUUACGUUCAACUAUUUUGCUGUGAGAGCUGUUUGUCUGAAAACAUUGAACGAAUCAAGAUUCCUACAAGUUAUCGAAACAUAUUUGAAGAAAGAAGUUAUAGCUACGCCUUGCGUAAUAAAUCAGAAUGAACCAAUCAUAUUUUAUCAAUUAGGACCAAAUCUGUUAGACUUAAAGAUGACCGGGUUCCAAAUAAAACUAGGGGCUUCAAUAAAAGCGUUCCUAAAGUGCAACCCUAAGGCGGCGAACCUAAAGGUCCUGAGCGAGAUGUACGAGCGGCGCAGGUACAUCCUGCUGGCAGACGUGACGCGCCGCCAGGUGCUGGUGGCGGUGAAGGACGCCGCCACGCCCGACGACGUGCUGUGUGCCUACUUCCACGCCGUGCUGCUGUCCAUCGUCACGUGCGCACUCAACGACCACUACCUGCCUAUAUAUCAGGGCACAUCAGGCUACCCCCGGCCUUUCGCCCUGAUGUGCCAAGCGGUGCAAGCGUCCGAGUGGAGCCGCUCGGCCGUGGAAGGCGCCGCCCCCGGCUGCUUCGCGUACGGCCCUACGGCGGAGCUCAUGCGCUACGUCGACAAGGUUGUCAAUAAGGAGUGGGAUCGGAUGAAGGCCGGCAUGAAGCAGACAGGUUGGGACCUGAGUAAACACCUGCUAAUGGUCGACGAAUGGCGUAUAUCUAAACAAGCCAACGCCACAGAAGAACCACCCUCGAACAAAUUGCACUUGAAUGAAGAAAUCGGGGAACCGGGCAACCGGGAUUUACUCGGCGAUUAUGACGUACACAAUAGAGAGUUUAGUACCGAAUCCAGUAGUAGUAGGACUUUCGAGAGGCUACCGAGUGGAACGAUAUUCAGGAGAUGUUCGGACGCAAGAGUACUGAGCGCGACCGAAGCGAAACCCGACAUGAUUGAUCUCGACAAUCAAUGACUGGUAGACGUCGAAGUGGAUGUUAUUAAGCUGCGUCCGCUACUGCCCGUUAAAAGCAAACUUUGAGUCAGGUAAAGCGCUUUACACAAUACAUUACCAAAUUCAGUCAUCCUCACUAUGAUAUAUCGUCACUACUUUUAAAAAAACUUGUAUCUUCGUCUGUCAAUGAAAAGAAAAUUGUAGUAAGUAUGUAUGGAAUGCAUAUAGACUUACUGCGUUUUAACUUUGAGGAGCAGAGUGAGAUACGAGAUUUUUUUCAAAGUAGUGACGAUAUGUAUAGUUUCCCAAGCAGCAGUGCCGUGCCGUUGCGUGCGCUCUUCAUAUCAUCUUAAGGUUCAAAUGAAAUUGUCCACUCAAAGUGUUUUACAGAUGAGGCCUGCAUAGCUUACCCAUUAGGCGCUGGUCCCACCAAAAGCGAGUAACCGAUGAGCUAUCGGCUAUAAAAAUGAACAAAAGAUACUCGCUCCCGUGUAAAUAAAAGAGACUUCGUCGCCGAGCGAUGAACUAUAAAUCGCUCGUUCUCUAGCGUGCGACUCUCUUCUAUUCGUUUCUAUGCGCUACUUCUACGCUACGUUCUACGCUUUUUGUGUUGCCAGUGCCUUAAUCCCUAUAAUAGUGUCAAAAUCCAAGUUGUCAUCAAACUAAUAAGGGGCCUUGAGCGUUGAAGGUUUCUCCAUCUCGUGGCCUGAAUCGGAAACACAGCAUAUUCUACAGUACAGUAAAAUACCGAUUAUAUUCCUCAAACCAGUUUUGUUAAGUAACAUUCAAAAAUUAUGAUUUCCUUAGAUUUCUAUUUUAUUAUACAAAUUAAAUAUUAACUUCAAUGUACGCCGCCAUCAUUUUUACAUAAUUUAUGACGUUGCCUGACACGCCAUAGACAUAACAAAGUUCGCAAUACCUACAGUCAACCAAUUGGAACCAUAUUGGAACCCUAGGCCACUCGACAACCAUGUCAAAUGACAAGCAGUAAGAGAUUCCUUACAAUCUGAUUUAUAACGUCACUAUGACAUAGUUCUACAGCGGCCUAGGCAUUCCAAUUGGUUGACUGUACAUUGCGUCUUAGAAAAAACUUAAAUAGGUGUACAAAAAUCUAAAUAGAAAUUUAUCGGUCCUGUUGUAGGGGACACCUAGUAUUUGGGCUUUUUGGUGACCUUGUAGAAAUUCUAGAUGCCAAAAACGUGUUGACUGAAAAUAAUAGAGUUAAGCCAUUCUACACGCGAAUACACAUUCCAAACAGUUCCUAGAGUCAUGCCAAUUCAUAAUACAUGUUAUUGUAUUAUUCACUUCAUAUUAUUGUACGCCUCUCUGAGGCAGGACAUUGAAGACCGUUGUACUAUUAGCUACAAAAGUGCAUGGAGAAAUUAUGAAUGAGUUCAUUGAUAAAUUCGCCUUGCACUUUUGCAGGUGAUAGUACAUUAGAAUAACAUCUCUGUAACUCAUGACCAACCAUAAAUAUUUUGAUUUAUUGAAUAUUUAACGUGAAAGUAUUAUAGCGUAGAGCCUAGACAUGAGUAUAAUUUAAAAAAAAAGUUAUAUGCAUAACUAAAAGUCUAAAUGAUAUGCAAGUAUUUUUGUACAUACAUAAAAUGUUGCCUAAACAAUUACAAUAUUCCUAUGUAUAGAUAUUUCAUUAUUCAAUAUAUACUACUCAAAAGUAAAUAAGAAGUAAUUAAGAAUUUCGGCGAUUACAGGAAUACUAAUUUCAUGGUUAUUCAAAUAUUGGAAACUAUUGACAACUUAUUUAAAUUUUAUUAGACUUAAUAGCAAUAGCAACAAAAGCGUCUUUUUAUUGGUUUUGAAAAGAUAUACGGGCUGUUUUGUGAAAACUACAGGGUGUUUAAAAUGUAUGAAAUGUUGGGAAGUUGCUAACUUUCCGGCCGCUAAAAAUUCUGGUGUCUACGGAUUUGUAAAAUUAAUACUGAAACGUACUAAAGAAUAACUCGUUUUUCACGUUACAGUAAAAAUAUAGGCCUUAGGGUUUCCACUUUUUCUUAAUUCAAGUUUAAAAAUGUAGCUUAACAUUUUUUUCGCGAGUACAAUUUUUUAUUUCAGCCCAGAAAAGUACUCAACAACCUAACCUAUCUGAUAUUUAAAUUUGGCAAACGAGGCACCUGAGGCCCAUUUCUCGAAGCUACAAGUCACAAUUUACAAGUGGUUGUCUAUGUCUAAUAUGACAAGUUGGAAAGAGACUUCCGCUUGUAACUUUCAGUUUUGAGAAAUGGGCCCUAAGUAGACAUCCUGUUUUAACGUUACGCUUUUCAUGUAGCGUUCAAAACACUUAGUGACGCUUAUUUUCUUUUCAGUAGUAUAAGUACACCUUUUUUUGUAUUCCGUGAAAUACGACACGUCUUUAUGUCCAAUAACAGGAACCAUCCGGCAUUGCUUUUUGUUAAAUUGGAAAAAAAAAAUGUUUUCAUACAUAACUAAUUAAUGAGUUUACUUGAACUUUAAGAAUAACAUAAAAGUUAGUGUCAAGUAUCUGACGGUACAUGUUAAAACAAAUAAGUCAAAUAACCUAAGGAAGUGGUAAAGGAUGUCCACACACGUGUUCAGUAAUAACAUUUUUUUUAAUAACUCGAUAACCGUAAGAGUUAAGACGCUAGUUUAUUAGGAAAUUAAUUGUAUUUGACCUAAAAAAACCUUUCCUUUAGGUUAACGGAAUUAAAUAAAAACAGGUUGUAUAUUAUAUCAAUAUCAUCGUAGUAGCUGAUGCGAGAACUGGGGCUGAUUUUUGAAUUUCGACCACCUCGAUUUUGUCACUCAAAAAUUAGGUCAUUGCAAAAUGCUAUUUUCAUAAUACGAGCGAUAUAAAAUUGAGAAUCUACUAAUAUUAACCAGUUCUAUUAGUAAUAUUAGUAUAUUUAAAAAGCAGUAGUGGAGAUGAUAAUGAACGAAAUACAAGAAAUUGCGCGAUCGAAAUUUUAAUAUCUGGUUCAUUUGAUCAUUGAUUAUAACUGUUUAUUUGUUGCAUAUCUGUUUCGUAUGUGAGGAAUAUCUUUUUAAAAGGACUUAUUUCUCUAUGAAAACAUUAAAAAAAAACUCCUGAAGAGAUUUACUCUUAACCCUUUUGAAAAGACAUUCCUUAUACGUUGAAAUUGUUUCCUACCAUCUAAUAUCAUUAUUGGAUUCCAAUAGCUAUACGACGGUCGAGUAAAUACCCGCAUCGCAGCUCUCCAGCUAUUGUUAUACAUAAUUGUAUUUAUGUACGCCGAAACUUACGUAACAUAUGUAUUUGAUGUUGUUAUGGCACUCAUAACAAGCCUGUGUUGCACCUUGUGCAAGUCAUUUGUAGUAGAAACUAUAGAAGAUGUAAACCUAAAUAAUAAAAUGAUUAUGAUGCUAAAGUACCAAACAAUAUAGUACGUAGUAAAUGUAACUAGUGAGAUAUGAGUAAUGCUACAAAUGUACACACGCCAUGUACGUGUACAAAAACGUGUCCUCCAGUGAAAGAUAUGUGUAAUACAUAUUGUCCGUGUAGGUAUGUAACUAUGUACGUACAAAAUAAAUUAUAUUUUAUACGUACGUAUUUUAACACAACUGUAAGUAUGAAAAUAAAAUACGUGUAAAACU
Messenger RNA from Leguminivora glycinivorella, 5364 nucleotides. Its product is annotated as RUS family member 1. The transcript has 9 exons. The record is from RefSeq and is a predicted model, not a curated record. The coding region runs from base 136 to 1794 and encodes 552 amino acids. NCBI's taxonomy places the organism in Eukaryota, Metazoa, Arthropoda, Insecta, Lepidoptera, Tortricidae.